AUGGCGGGUGCGGCUGGGCCCGGGACCGGCUCGGGGGCAGCGGGCGGAGAUGGAGACGACUCGCUGUACCCGAUCGCGGUUUUAAUCGAUGAGCUCCGUAACGAGGACGUGCAGCUCCGCCUCAACAGCAUUAAGAAGUUAUCGACCAUUGCCCUGGCGCUUGGAGUAGAAAGGACGCGAACCGAGCUGCUGCCUUUCCUCACAGACACAAUUUAUGAUGAAGAUGAGGUGCUGUUAGCUCUUGCUGAGCAGCUGGGAAAUUUCACUGGCCUGGUGGGAGGACCUGACUUUGCCCACUGCUUGCUGCCUCCUUUGGAAAGUCUGGCAACAGUGGAAGAGACUGUGGUACGAGACAAGGCUGUGGAGUCCCUGAGGCAGAUCUCCCAGGAGCAUACGCCUCUUGCUCUGGAAGCUCAUUUUGUUCCUCUGGUGAAACGCCUAGCGAGUGGGGACUGGUUCACGUCUCGCACAUCUGCGUGUGGUUUGUUCAGCGUUUGCUAUCCCAGGGCUUCAAAUGCCGUCAAAGCAGAAAUUAGACAGCACUUCCGUUCCUUGUGCUCAGAUGAUACACCAAUGGUACGACGUGCUGCUGCUUCCAAAUUGGGCGAAUUUGCAAAAGUUUUAGAAUUAGAUAGUGUGAAAAGUGAAAUUGUUCCAUUGUUUACUAAUCUAGCUUCAGAUGAACAGGAUUCAGUGCGCCUCCUAGCUGUGGAAGCUUGUGUCAGUAUUGCCCAGUUACUGUCUCAGGAUGACCUUGAGGUUUUGGUGAUGCCUACACUUCGACAAGCUGCAGAAGAUAAGUCCUGGCGAGUUCGCUAUAUGGUAGCUGACAAAUUUUCAGAGCUCCAGAAAGCUGUGGGUCCCAAAAUCACCCAAAAUGACCUCAUUCCCGCCUUUCAGAACCUACUUAAAGACUGUGAAGCUGAAGUCCGAGCAGCUGCUGCCCACAAAGUGAAAGAACUUUGUGAGAACUUGCCCACUGAAGGUAGAGAGACCAUAAUUAUGAAUCAAGUUCUGCCCUAUAUAAAGGAAUUAGUAUCUGAUACAAAUCAACAUGUCAAAUCGGCUCUAGCUUCCGUAAUUAUGGGAUUAUCUACUAUUUUGGGCAAAGACAAUACCAUUGAACAUCUUCUACCUCUUUUUUUAGCUCAGUUAAAGGAUGAGUGUCCUGAAGUUCGUUUGAAUAUCAUCUCCAAUUUGGAUUGUGUAAAUGAAGUGAUUGGAAUCCGUCAGCUCUCUCAGUCUCUUCUUCCUGCUAUCGUGGAACUGGCUGAAGAUGCCAAGUGGAGGGUCCGUCUGGCCAUCAUUGAGUAUAUGCCAUUGCUGGCAGGCCAGCUGGGUGUGGAAUUCUUUGAUGAAAAGCUUAAUUCUUUAUGUAUGGCCUGGCUUGUGGACCAUGUAUAUGCCAUUCGCGAAGCUGCCACCAACAACCUCAUGAAACUAGUUCAGAAGUUUGGUACAGAGUGGGCCCAGAAUACCAUCGUUCCCAAAGUGUUAGUAAUGGCAAACGAUCCUAAUUAUUUGCAUAGAAUGACCACCUUAUUCUGCAUUAAUGUACUGUCUGAAGCCUGUGGUCAGGAAAUAACCACUAAGCAGAUGCUGCCCAUCGUAUUGAAAAUGGCAGGAGACCAAGUGGCGAAUGUCCGUUUCAAUGUGGCCAAAUCUCUACAGAAAAUUGGACCAAUUCUAGACACUGAUGCUUUGCAGGAGGAAGUUAAACCGGUGCUGCAGAAGUUAGGCCAAGAUGAAGAUAUGGAUGUCAAAUACUUCGCACAGGAAGCUAUAAGUGUGCUUGCGUUGGCAUGA
Pipistrellus nathusii (Nathusius's pipistrelle) is the source of this 1806-nucleotide messenger RNA. NCBI's taxonomy places the organism in Eukaryota, Metazoa, Chordata, Mammalia, Chiroptera, Vespertilionidae. The record is from the annotation of a GenBank genome assembly.